Nicrophorus vespilloides is the source of this 5068-nucleotide messenger RNA. Its product is annotated as Down syndrome cell adhesion molecule-like protein Dscam2. Gene Ontology annotation, molecular function: protein binding. The record is from RefSeq and is a predicted model, not a curated record. Gene Ontology annotation, biological process: cell-cell adhesion. Lineage: Eukaryota; Metazoa; Arthropoda; Insecta; Coleoptera; Silphidae. Bases 209 to 4405 code for a protein of 1398 amino acids. The transcript has 20 exons.
CCCUCCGGUCCUUAUUUACAGCUUCAUAGAGCAGACGCUCCAACCCGGCCCAGCUGUCUCCCUGAAAUGUAGCGCAACUGGAAAUCCGACACCGCAAAUAUCCUGGACUCUAGAUGGGUUUCCUCUACCCAGUCAUGGAAGGUUCGUAAUUGGACAAUAUGUGACCGUGCAUGGAGACGUAAUUAGCCACGUGAACAUCAGCCAUGUGAUGGUCGAAGACGGUGGAGAGUACACAUGUUCUGCGGAGAACAGGGCUGGCAAAACUUCGCAUUCUGCUAGACUUAAUAUAUAUGGGAUGCCGUAUAUCCGGCUAAUCCCAAAGGUGACGGCGGUAGCAGGAGAAACACUUCAAUUGAAGUGUCCAGUGGCAGGAUAUCCGAUUGAGGAGAUCCAUUGGGAAAGAGGCGGCAGAGAACUCCCGGAUGAUUUAAGGCAAAAGGUAUUGCCCGACGGAACCUUACAAAUCAAUCCUGUGGAAAAGAAGGCGGACACCGGUGUCUACACAUGCUGGGCAAGGAAUAAGCAAGGACACAGCGCUCGAAGGAGCGGCGAAGUUACUGUUAUUGUUCCUCCUAUUAUUGAGCCCUUUUCCUUUCAAGACGGGCUAUCAGAAGGCAUGCGAACCCGUACCGUCUGCGGAGUUAGUGCCGGUGACCCGCCUCUGGUUGUAUCCUGGCUUAAGGAUGGUCAACCAUUGACACCCUCAUUGGGUGCUAACGUUUCGGCCCUUGACCCUUAUUCUAGCCUCCUCAGCAUUUCUAGCCUUGACUCGAGACACUCCGGAGACUUUACCUGUGUUGCGAGUAAUCCGGCUUCAGAGGUUAGGUACACCGCCAAGCUGCAGGUCAAAGUGCCUCCACGAUGGCUAGUCGAACCCAUGGAUGUGAACGUCGAACGAAAUCGACAUAUCGCACUUCACUGCCAAGCCCAAGGUGUUCCAACUCCAACUGUUACUUGGAAGAAAGCAACAGGAAGCAAAUCAGGGGACUACGAAGAAGUGAGGGACCACAUGUAUACAAAACUAUUGGAGAAUGGCACAUUAUUAUUGCAACAUGUAAAGGAAGAUAGGGAGGGAUUUUAUUUGUGCCAGGCGGAUAACGGCAUCGGCACGGGCAUUGGGAAAGUAAUUCAAUUGCGGGUGAACUCUUCGCCUUACUUCUCUGCUCCAUCGAGGCUGGUGUCUGUCAAGAAAGGGGACACGGCCACACUGCACUGCGACGUAAACGGCGAUAAGCCGAUCAGCGUAAUCUGGCUGCGGGGUGGCAAAACGGAGCUGAAUCCAUCCACAAAUUACAGGGUUCAUGUCAAGCAGGAUGUUACACCGGACGGUGUAGCUGCUGAACUGCAGAUCGUGAACGCGGAAGCCACAGACAGUGGUGCAUACUUCUGCCAAGCGAGCAACAUGUACGGCAGGGAUCAGCAAUUAGUUCAAUUGCUAGUUCAAGAGCCACCGCUAAGCCCUCAGCAUCUCGAGGCAGUUAUGAUAAGCAGCAGAUCGGUUAAUUUGAAGUGGCAGCACAAAUCGGGAGAUUCCAACGAAGUAUUCAAAUUCAUCGUCGAGUAUCGCGAAUUAGACCGUCCUUGGCAGCAGAUAGAUUUAAACGAUAUGCCGCUACAGUUCGCUGCUCUUAUCGAGGAUUUAAAACCGGCUACAAGGUAUACAUUCCGUGUAAUCGCUGAGGGACCAGCGGGAAAAAGUGCUCCGAGCACAGAACUUUUGCUUAGGACUGAGCCUCAGCGUCCCGCAGGACCUCCUUUAAAUCUGUCUGUGCGUCCGGUCUCUUCCACUGAACUCCUGAUAACUUGGACACCACCACUACCGGAAUUACGACACGGCGAUAUUCAGGGCUUCAAUAUUGGCUUCAGAAUUGGCACCGUAGGCUCCUACAAUUUCACAACAAUUACCGGUGACGGGGAGGAUGGUGGCGGCGAAUUAUUACUCGGAGGUCUGGCGAAAUACACUAGAUAUACCAUAGUCGCUCAAGCGUUUAAUGAAGUUGGAGCGGGUCCGCUUACUGAACCGGCAACUACUCAAACUAUGGAAGAUGUUCCAAGCCUGCCCCCGGAGGAUGUACGAUGUGCGGCUUUAACAUCGCAAUCCUUACAAGUGAGUUGGCAACCGCCUCCAACAGAGCACUGCAACGGCUUAUUGCAAGGCUACAAGCUCACAUACGAACCGGUCCUCGACGAUAAUUGGCGAGGCAACGAUGAAAUGGAAACUAGGAAAACGACCGCUCUGACAACUGUAAUCAUGGGAUUGAGAAAGUUCACAAACUAUAGUUUGCAAGUGUUGGCAUUUACGAAAGUUGGAGAUGGAGUUCUCACUGCCACUACAUACUGCCAAACAGAGGAAGAUGUGCCUGGAGCGCCUGCCGAUAUAAAGGCCGUUGUCAGCUCUCCGCAAUCGCUAUUAGUCUCAUGGCUGGCACCUAAUGAACCGAACGGCAUUAUUACAAAAUAUAACUUGUACAAGCGCAGCAUGGAUGGACGACAGGAAAUUGAUCACGCCAAACAGACUAUAUCCAGCCAGCACACGAGUUUCGAAGUCAAGGGGGUCCAGCCCCAUGUGGAAUAUCAAUUCUGGGUAACAGCAUCAACCAGGAUCGGGGAAGGCCAAAGUUCCAGAGUCGUUACGCAAGUUGCUUCUAACCGAGUUCCAGCUAGGAUUAUAUCAUUCGGAGGAAUAAUAGUAAGACCUUGGCGAGGAUCUGUCGCUCUUUCUUGCGUUUCGGUGGGAACACCCAGAAGGGAAUGGUUGAGGGGCGAACAGAUAUUGAAGGGUGGUGCCAACCACAACAUUCAACUUCUUGAUACUGGAGAGUUAAUUCUCUCUAAUCUCCAACUGGCUGAUUCUGGAAAUUACACAUGCCAGGUGGACAAUGGACAAGGGUCGGACAAAACCACAUAUAAUCUAGUUGUACAAGUCCCUCCAUCGGCUCCUUUAUUGUACGUAACUAGCGCCACAAGCAGCAGCGUCCUGCUGCAUUGGAAAACGGGGAACAACGGUGGUGCCGCCAUUAGCGGAUAUACAUUGAAUUAUCGCAAAGAGCAUGGAAAUUUGGACGAAAUCCAUUUAUCACGACACGCCAUGAGCUAUGAAUUGAAGGGACUUUUAUGCGGAACAACAUAUCAUUUAUAUUUAGUAGCCCACAAUAAAAUAGGGAGCUCCCCAGCGAGCCAUCCAUUACAGGCCAGGACACAAGGACAUCCGCCGGGCGUUCCUUCCUCAACCUCCUUUAUAUCGCCGAAUUCAACAUCUGUUGUCUUAAGGUUGCACGUGUGGCCCGACAACGGUUGCCCUAUCCUUUAUUUUGUCCUGCAGUACAGAAAAUCAUCCGAGUCGCAAUGGACAUUGGUUUCGAAUGCUUUAAAACCGCAAAGGCGCACCUCCAUCACAGGACUGACACCGGCCACACAGUACAUAGUCAAAUUAGAAGCGCACAACAUAGCAGGCUUUUCAACUGAAGAAUUCGCUUUCAUGACACUGACCAAAGAAGGCGAGGUGCCGCCGCCUGAUUUAAUGCAGCAAGGGAGUAGCGGCAAUCCGUUCUAUGCAGAUGUUAAAAUAUUACUUCCCGUAAUUAUCCUCGCCGUCUUAUUGCUGGCUUCUGGCGCUACUGCUAUAAUAUGUUUGAAACAUCGUCGAAACGAAGCUGCAAAAGAGCAACUGGAUAAUCAACAAAACGCUGAAGCUCAACGUGAAAGGUAUUACGCAACCAUCCACAAAGUUGCACUUCAAGCUGGUGAAAAGAUUCCAGAAACAUCCGAAGACAUUUCACCGUAUGCGACGUUCCAACUCUCGGAACCAAGCACCCUUCCUCAAAACACUAUGUUGCAUAGUUUCAUGUACCACGAACAUGCCAUGACUGAGGGUUGCGCAUCGCCCCCUCCAGCUUCCUCAGUUCAAAGAAACUCACCGUAUUAUAAUAUUCAAAAAUUUCCAAAGGUCCACGGCCGCCCCAGGAGAACCAACAGAAAAACGGACGUGGACAGCGACGACAGCGAAUCAGAUCCAGACCAGUUGACCUCGAGCAGGACCGAGUCUUCCAAUCACUUAGAUAUGAAACACAAACAUAAUUUUAUAUAUCACGGAGCACAAUCAAGCACUUCUUCAGACAUAUCCCCAAUGUCAGAGCAAAAGUCUCUUCCGCGUCGUGGCAGGGCGAGGUGGCUUCAGCAAAACAGAGGCUCGACCAGGCAAAUGCUUCCACAUUUGGCAGUGGCGGAGACGGCGUUUACUGACAGACCUCAGCAGCCCGAACAGAACACGCCGGACAGACCGGAAUUGAGUGAGGCCGAAUGCGACAUCGACACACUUAAAAAGCUCAAAUUAGGUUUAAGGAGUUCUUUGUGGUCCCGACCUAGUGGCUCAGGUCAAGCCUCCGACUAUUCAAUAGCAGUAUAAACUACAUUAUUAAUGUAUUUACUACACAUUUUGUUAACUGUUAUACUCUGACAAAAAAAAGAAAAGAAAUAGUUAAAAAACAGAAGGAAAACAAAUAUUAUAUAUAUGAUAUAUUUAAAAGAAAGAUUAAUUAAUUAUAGUAUCAAGUAUCGCUGGACGAAUUAUGUACAAUGUGUGAAUGGGUCAGAGUGAAUGCAAGAGAGAGUAUUCUAGCUCAAUUUAGCAAUUUAUCAUAUUCAAUUGAUAUUCAAUUGCUUGAUUUAGCCUAAGAGAUUUUAAUAAUAAUAAUGAAAUAAUAAUAAUAACUUAAUGAUAAAUCAAAAGAUAAAUCUUGGAAUAAAUUUUAUACCGAAAUGGAAAUUUAUUGUAUUUAGGCCACUUUACAUUUAUCAUUUCAUCGACGGUUACGUUCCAUUUAACAUAUGAUUUUAUACAACAAAAAUUGUCGAUUUUCGGACAUUUAAAAACGGAACAAAUAUCAUUUUUAUAUUAAUAUGACGACGAAGUGGUGGAAAAUUAAUAACAGUUGAAUAGAAUAAUUAAUUAAAUCUCCAAUAAGUCUGUGUACCAAAAAUACAAUCAAUGUCAAAAAUAAUAAAAUCAAAACAAACCCCCUAAUCCCUUAUAACUGUACCUAUUAAAAAGAAUGUAUCAUAGAUCCAU